Camellia sinensis is the source of this 1510-nucleotide messenger RNA. NCBI's taxonomy places the organism in Eukaryota, Viridiplantae, Streptophyta, Magnoliopsida, Ericales, Theaceae. The record is from RefSeq and is a predicted model, not a curated record.
AUGUGGGCAGCUGUAAUUCAUCCAUUUGCGGAGCAUAUAGCAUAUUUUGUGCUGUUUGCAAUACCAAUGGUCACCACAGUGCUUAUUGGAUCAGCCUCGUUGGUCAGUGGCUUUGGUUAUAUCACCUACAUUGAUCUGAUGAACAACAUGGGACACUGCAAUUUUGAGUUCAUUCCCAAGUGGAUUUUCUCCAUUUUCCCACCUCUCAAGUACCUCAUGUAUACCCCCUCAUUUCAUUCUCUGCAUCACACUCAAUUUCGGACAAACUACUCACUUUUCAUGCCGAUAUACGAUUACAUAUAUGGCACCAUGGACAAGUCCACAGAUUCACUACAUGAAAUAUCACUGAAAAGAGAAGAAGACUCACCCAAUGUAGUGCACCUAACACAUCUAACAACCCCAAACUCCAUCUAUCAUCUUCACAUAGGGCUUGCUUCCUUGGCCUCCAAGCCUCAAAUGUCACAAUGGUACCUGUGGCUCAUGUGGCCUGUGACAUGCUGGUCCAUGAUCAUCACUUGCAUCUAUGGCUCUGCCUUCAUUGUAGAGAGAAAUACCUUUGGGAAACUCAAGCUACAGUCAUGGGCUAUUCCAAGAUACAACAUACAAUACUUGUUUAAACGGCAAAGAGAAGCCAUCAGUGGCUUGAUUGAAGACGCUAUACUAGAAGCAGAGGCAAGAGGCAUUAAUGUGUUAAGUCUAGGUCUUUUGAACCAGGGUGAAGAACUUAACAAUAAUGGGGAGGUUUAUAUACAGAGGUACCCUCAGCUCAACGUGAAGGUAGUUGAUGGAAGUAGCCUAGUAGUAGCUAUUGUGCUGAAUAGCAUUCCAAAAGAAACAACACAAGUCCUCCUUGGAGGCUGUUUAUCCAAAGUUGCUUAUUCUAUUGUCUCUGCUUUAUGCCAAAGAGAGAUCCAGGUAUCUACCAUUUACAAAACUGAAUAUGAGAAGCUUAAGCUGGCAACUAAAUUUGGAAACAAUGUGGUUGUCUCAGAGAGUUAUGCUGAGAAGAUAUGGUUAGUGGGAGAUGGAUUAAGUGAAGAAGAACAAAGGAAGGCAUCAAAAGGAACAAUUUUCAUUCCUUUCUCACAAUUUCCCCCAGAGAGAGUGCGCAGUGACUGCCUGUACCACUACUCUCCAUCAAUGAUGGCUCCCAUUUCUCUUCAAAACUUGGACUCUUGUGAGAAUUGGUUGCCAAGAAGGGUGAUGAGUGCUUCACGUGUAGCUGGGAUAGUGCAUGCCUUAGAAGGAUGGAACCUCCAUGAGUGUGGCCAGAAGAUGUUUGACAUUGGCCUUGUUUGGGAAGCCACUCUUAAACAUGGCUUUAAGCCUCUUUGAUCAUGAUAUGAUUCCAAUUUAGUCACCAAAAUAAAUAAAUAAAUAAAAACCCUUCGAUUGUACGCAAGUUUGCCUAUAACAGUCCUGUUUUAUUAGUUCAUUCCAAAACUUUAAUAUCUGUACUGAACUUUUCAUUUUUCAUGUAUUUUUCUCCCCCUUUCUAUGUAAGGGUCGU